Molecule: messenger RNA, 420 nt
Organism: Lactuca virosa
Lineage: Eukaryota; Viridiplantae; Streptophyta; Magnoliopsida; Asterales; Asteraceae
Source: the annotation of a GenBank genome assembly
AUGGAGAACUUCCAAACCAUUUUCAAUUCCAACACCACAUCAGCAAAUGAAGCAUUGAAGAGUCCGGGCUCUCUCUUCAAGGCCGAGAAGACGCAACUCCAAGAGAUUCGUACUGGUCUUAAAACUGACCAUGAAUCAUUUCAAGCCACUAUCUCGUCUCAGCUUUUUCAGCUUAAAGACGAACUAGUAAAGGAGAGUAUCCUCACAGACUCUCUCACUCUCAAGUCAGAAGAAGCCAAGGUGUUAAGCACCAAAAUCGAAGCUUCGGAGAAGCAGGGCGAUGAGGACAAGACUGCCUUUUACACGGACCACGGGGCAUUCCGCUACCCAGAAAAUGUCGUUCGGCCUAAAGAACACAGGGGCAACAUACCAGCAGCUCGUCGACUCACUUUUCACAAAGAAUAUUGGAAAGCAUAUUGA